Perkinsus marinus ATCC 50983 is the source of this 1431-nucleotide messenger RNA. Its product is annotated as facilitative glucose transporter, putative. The coding region runs from base 1 to 1431 and encodes 476 amino acids. The transcript has a single exon. NCBI's taxonomy places the organism in Eukaryota, Perkinsozoa, Perkinsida, Perkinsidae. The record is from RefSeq and is a predicted model, not a curated record. Gene Ontology annotation, molecular function: transmembrane transporter activity. Gene Ontology annotation, biological process: transmembrane transport.
AUGGCAGGAACUCGAAGCGACUCCAUCUCCUCAGUGGUCACCACUGAUACCUACGUCGAAAGAGUUAUCGAUAACAUUGGUUACGGCAAGUUUCAAUACUGGCUCCUUGUCCUCUGUUCGGUCGGUUACUUUGCGAUAUGCGCUGAGUUGCUCGUUGUGGUAUUCAUCCAAGGCGAGAUCAUGGAGGAGUAUCAUCUUAGUCAAACCGGAUACGCUUUCUUCCCCUUCCUGACUUCCCUCCUAUCGAUGAUCUCCUCGACACUGUUUGGGUACCUUAGCGAUUGUAUCGGUCGUAAGUGGCCGUUCGUUAUUACUUUGCUUAUUUCCGCUCUGGCUGGUAUUGCCUCCGCCUUCUCCUGGAGCUUCUGGUCUCUGGUCAUGUUCCGCUGUAUCGUUGCUAUUGGUCUCGGUGGACUCACUUCGUUGGACUAUCUCGUCUACGUUGAGUUCACACCUCAGUCCCGAAGAUGCCUCUACUCUACUGUAGUCUUCAUUGGAGGUUGUCUCGGUGUCCUCUACUUGGCCGGGGUUAAUCUUGUCAACCUUUCCUUCUCCGGAAUCCCACAAUGGAGAGUUCUUCUUAUCCUGGCCGCGGCGCCCCUGCUCCCAACUGGGAUACUCAGGUGGUACUUCCGUUGUGAGACUCCGCGAUAUCUGAUGUCGCGAAGGAAACUUUCCGAGGCUCAUAUGGUGCUGGUCCAUAUGGCUAAAGAAAAUAAAUGUGACUCUGCAACGGUCCCGCCUCUCGAUGAAUUCACUUGUAGAGCUCAGGAGGAGGCUGUCGGUAAGGUGUCGUCAUCUGAGUCGGAGAAGCUCGGCUUUUUCGAGGCACUCGGAAAGAUUUAUCAUGGUGAAGAGUUUGACCGAGCUACUAUUCCAUUAUGUUUGAUUUGGUUAUUGCAGGCUACUGCCUAUUGGGGUCUCACACUUUUCCUGCCAGGCUUCCUGGUCGAAUCUGGUCUCAACCCAAAUUUUACGCUCUUUCUGAUGGUCCUUUGUGAACUCCCUGGUACAGCAGUUAUCGCCGUGCUGCUGAAGAAGAUGUCCAUGAGUGUAUGUCUUCGUAUCUUCCAAGGAUGUGCAUGCUUGGCCUGCCUCUGGUGCACCUUAGCUUCGUAUUUCAAUGCCCCUGUCGUAGUAGCUGUUGCUUCGUGCGCUAUUUACUUCUUCCUAAUCCCCUGUUGGUGCAUUAUUUACGUUAUAACUCCCUCUGUCUAUCCUCCACGCUAUCGAGGUUCAGCUUCAGGGAUGCUCACCGCAGUGGCUGGUGUGACUGGGGUUGUUUCCCCGUUCAUAUCAGCUGCGAUCUCCGAGUCGUCUGAGGGACGUCAAUGGCUCUAUAUGGCAGUCUGGACGGUAGUGGUUGGUGCCAACUUCCUCGUUGCCCUCAUUUGGCUGAAGAUCAAGAACGAAAGAAAGAAUAACUCUUGA